Gorilla gorilla gorilla (western lowland gorilla) is the source of this 4010-nucleotide messenger RNA. RefSeq names its product olfactory receptor 10T2-like. Lineage: Eukaryota; Metazoa; Chordata; Mammalia; Primates; Hominidae. The transcript is spliced from 2 exons. The coding region runs from base 558 to 1562 and encodes 334 amino acids. The record is from RefSeq and is a predicted model, not a curated record. Gene Ontology annotation, cellular component: membrane. Gene Ontology annotation, biological process: G protein-coupled receptor signaling pathway. Gene Ontology annotation, molecular function: olfactory receptor activity; G protein-coupled receptor activity.
UUUUGGAAGUAACUCAUUGGGGUAAAAGAUGUGGAAGGAAUAAGAAAUGCAACCUAAUGGUAACUCUCCAAUGUCUGUAAAUAACUCAAAUAGGAAACACAGGAGGAAAACCCGAUAUGUAACGGAAUAUGGCCAAUUUUGCUCUAAACAUCUGUAUUCAAUACUUGGAGGACAUUCUGGAAUUGGAGAUGUCCCAGAAGAAAUUGGAGAUCCUUUUUUGACAGAGGCUGAAAUUGGAGAGUCAUACAAAAUCCAGAAUGGAGAAAAGAGAGAUAAACAGUGCUUUUGGGGUAAAAUCCAGGUAUAGGUAUUUGGGCCAACUCUAUGUCAUCUAUACAUAUUAUCAUAUUAGAAUCAUUCUUCUCUUCACUCAGGCUCCUGACCUUGACCUCUUUCCAGGUGCAUUUAACUCCCUUUCCUCAGGUUCUCUAAGAGUUGCCUGACACUUGCCCAGGUCCCCUGAAUAAAAUACAGGUAAAUCAGUGCAUAAGAAGCUUUAUACAGUGAUCUCAGACUUGUGACCAAAAGCCCCUCUGCACCAUUGAUAGACAGUGGCCAUGCCCACCAGGAGGAUGGGCAAUCACACUGUGGUGAGCAUAUUCCUUCUGUGGGGAUUUUCCAGUUUUUCAGACCUGCAGAGUCUACUUUUUGUGGUGAUUCUCUUCUACCAUGUGACCAUCCUAGCUGCAAAUGUGUCCAUAAUGGGGGCCAUCAAGCUCAGCCACAACCUUCACACUCCUAUGUACUUUUUCCUCUGUGGCCUGUCCUUUUCAGAAACUUGUACCACUGUGGUAGUAAUCCCUCGCAUGUUGGUGGACUUGCUAUCAGAGAGCAAGACCAUUUCUCUUCCUGAGUGUGCCACACAGAUGUUUUUCUUUCUGGGCUUUGCAUCCAACAACUGUUUCAUCAUGGCCGCUAUGUCCUAUGACCGCUACACGGCCAUCCACAACCCACUGCAGUACCACACCCUUAUGACAAGAAAGAUCUGCUUGCAGAUGAUGAUGGCUUCUUGGAUGGUUGGGUUCCUGUUUUCUCUGUGCAUCAUCGUCACUGUAUUCAACUUGUCUUUUUGCGACUUGAACACUAUCCAGCACUAUUUCUGUGAUAUCUCACCAGUGGUCUCCCUUGCUUGUAAUUACACUUUCUAUCAUGAAAUGGCUAUUUUUGUGCUCUCUGCCUUUGUGUUGGUGGGCAGCUUUAUUUUAAUUAUGAUUUCCUAUGUCUUCAUUGUGUUCAUAGUCAUAAAGAUGCCCUCUGCAAAGGGGAGGUCUAAGGCCUUCUCAACUUGCUCCUCCCACCUCACUGUUGUGUCCAUACACUAUGGAUUUGCUUGCUUUGUCUAUUUGAGGCCCAAGAACAGCAACUCCUUCGAUGAAGACAUGCUGACGGCCAUGACAUAUACAAUACUGACGCCUCUGCUUAACCCCAUCGUGUACAGUCUGAGAAACAAAGAAAUGCAGAUAGCCCUAAGAAAAACACUAGGCAGUGUAUUUGGGGUUUUCCCUCAGAAGACAAAAAAAGAGCCUGAACAUUUAAAAAAAUUACAUAGCAUUGAUAAAUAAAGGUGAGAAAAGUGGAGUACUUCUAAUUAAUAUCGCUUUGUGCACAAAGUGGUUAAAGUAUUGUCUAAUUUCCUGAUAUGUCCUGGCCUCACCAUUUUCCUACUACAGAGAGGAUGCAGUUUUAAAAUGUUUUUAAAUGUUAUGUGUGUGUGUUUGUGUGUGUGUGCAUGUGUGUAUGUACACAUACCCAUUCAGGGUACAUAUUGCUUUGGAACACUGUAUUUUAAUGAUAGCAGUUGCUUUUUGGGAAGAAAGAAAAUUAUGAUACUAAAGACAGAAAGACAGCAAGGAAGAGAGAGAGAAUGUAAGGAAGGAAGGGAGGAAGGAAGGAAGGGAGGAAGGUAGGAAGGGAGGGAGGGAGGAAAGGAGGAAGGGAGGAAGGGAGGAAGGAAAAGAAAAAAAUCGAGUUGACUAGUAUAAUUAAUCCAAAAAGAGGGAGAAAGUACAAACACAAAAAGUUGAAAAUGAAAAUGAGGAUGUGAUUAAAAUAGAGAAAAUUAAAAGCAAUUUAAGAGAAUACUUUGUUCAAAUUUAUUCAAACAAAUUUGAAAAUUAGAAAAAAACAUGAAUGCGUUUAUGGAAAAAAUAAGCUUACAAAAUGACCCCAAAAGCAACAGACAUUUUUUGACAUACCAAUUUCCAUGGAAAUUUUUGAGAAAUCCAUCAAAGACAUGUUUUCCUGUUCUCUCCCACAAAGCAUUAGAGCAGAUAGUUUAAUAAUUAAUUUGUUUAAAUUCUCAAGGAACAAAUAAUUCAAAUGCUAUUUAAAUUGAUUUAGAGCAUAAAAAUAAACAGCUUCUAAUUUAUGAACCUCACAGUGGUGGAAAGUGCUAUUACUGCUGACAGAUCAUGGCCCUGGUAGGGAAGUUCUGAAGUGAAUUGUGGAAGAUUAGAUGAUGUAUGCUGGUGAAGGAAUUUUGAGGCUACAUUGUUCACAUGGUUAUAGGGAGUGUGAAGUAAUAUAUUAUUCUGGGUUUGAAUUAUAUUUUUCUAAUGACAGAUGACAUCAAGGAUCUUUUAUAUAUUUAUUAAUCAUUUGUAUGUCUAAUUUAGAGAAAUACAUAUUCAAAUUCUCUUCCCAUUUUUAAUUGGGGUAUUUGUAUUGAAGUUAGAUUGUUUAAAUGAUUCUGGAUAACAUCCUUGAUCAGAUAUACUAUGUGCAAAUAUUUGCUUCCAUUCUGUAGGUUGUUUCUUCCCUUUCUUUAUAGUUUCCUUUGAAGCAAAAAAGUUUUUAACUCUAAUAUGGUGGAAUUUAUCUUUCUUUUUUCUUUUUUUUUGCUCAUGCUUUUGAUGUCAUAACUAAGAAUCUAUUGCUUAAUCCAAGAUCAUGAAGAAUUUCCCCUAUGCUUUCUUCUAAGAGUUUUGUAGUAUUAAAUCUUACAUUUAGGUCUUUGAUCCACUUGAAUUAACUUUUGUAUGUGGGUUAAGAUAAGGGUCCAACCUUAUUCUUUUACAUGUGGAUAUUCAAAUGACCCAGCACCAUUUAUUGAAAGGAUUAUUCACUACCCCGCUGAAUAUUCUUGACACCCUUAUAGACAACCUGUUGACCAUAGACACAUGGGUUCAUUUCUGACCUCAAUUGUAUUCCACUGAUCUAUAAGCCUUUCCUUUUGCCAGUACACACUGUCUUGAUUAGUGUUGUUUGUCGCUGUUGUGUGUUUUUGAGACAGGGUCUCACUCCAUUGCCCAGGCUGGAGUGCAGUGGCACAAUGGGUCACUGCAACCUCUGCCUCUCGGGUUCAAACAAUUUGCCUGCCACAGCCUCCUGAGUAGCUGGGAUUACAGGCACCUGCUACCAUGCCUGGCUAAUUUUUGUGUUUUUAGUCAAGAUGGGGUUUCACCAUGUUGGCCAGGCUGGUCUUGAACUCCUGACCUCAAGUGAUCCACUCACCUUGGCCUCACAAAGUGCUGGGAUUACAGGCAUGAGCCACUGUGCCUGGCCUUGAUUAGUGUUGUUUUAUAGUAAGUAUUAAAAUUGGGAAGUGUGAAUUCUUCAAGUUUGUUCUUGUUUUUCAAGAUUGUUUUGGAUAUUUUGGGUCACUUGCAUUUCUAUAUACAUUUUAUAAUCUUGUCAAUUUCUAUAAAGAAACCAUCCAGGACUUUGAUAGGGAUUUUGUCUAAUCUACAGAUAAAUUUGGGGAGUAUUUCCAUCUUUAUAAUAUUAAGACUUCCAAUUCAUAAGCAUACGACUUUUUCACUCAUUAGGUUUUAUUUCAUUCCUAUCAGCAUUAAAAAAUUGAUAUUACUAUAAAUAGAAUUGUGUUCUUAAUUUCAUUUUUAGAUUUUGCAUUGCUAGUGCAAGGAAAUACCAUUGACUUGUUAUAUUUAUCCUAUAUCCUACAAGUUGUCUGGACUCAUUUAUUCGUCCCUAUAAUUUUAAUGGAUUUCUAUAUUUUUUAUAUAUGUUUAUUUUUUCUAUAUGUUUAUGUUUUCUAUGACAUCAUGUCA